AUGGUCGUCCUCGCGGCUUCAAUCUGCACACGUGGUGGGAAAGCUGUCCUCUCGAGACAGUUUCGCGAGAUGCCACGAUCUCGCAUAGAGGCCCUCCUGGCCUCAUUCCCCAAGCUGGCCGACAGCGGCACGCAGCAUACGACAGUUGAGCAAGACAAUGUCCGAUUCGUUUACCAGCCGCUUGACGAGCUCUACAUGGUCCUCAUCACGAACCGCCAGUCCAACAUCCUGCAGGACAUCGACUCGCUGCAUCUGUUCGCCCAGGUCGUUACCAGCGCGUGCAAGACACUAGAUGAGAGAGAGAUCGUCAAGAAUGCCUACGAGCUUCUCAGUGCCUUUGACGAGCUCGUUACCCUCGGCUACCGCGAAAACCUGACCAUGAGCCAGAUUAAGACGUUCUUGGAUAUGGAAUCUCACGAAGAGCGUAUCCAAGAAAUCAUAGCACGAAACAAAGAGCUCGAGGCAACCGAGGAGCGGAAACGCAAAGCCAAGCAACUCGAAAUGCAGCGCAAGGAGUCGGCGCGGAGCGGUCGUGGGAACAUUCCAAAGGCGCCUGUCUAUCCGACAUACCAAGCCCCCACGCGGCCAAACGCAGCCGAUUCAUUUGACAGCUACGAGGCCGAGAAGAACAAGACGUACAACAAAUUUUCGGCUGCGGCCAAGGGCAAGGGAAUGCAGCUAGGCAAGAAGUCCAAAACUACGGACAUGUUUGAGCGAGUUAGGGGUGACAUGGGUGGUGAGAUGGACGACAGUCCUCUCGUGACCCCGGCCCCCGCAGCGGCCGAGCCAUCCUCACGGCACCAGUCGACGUCGGUAGAUCGAGAUGCUAUUCACGUCACCGUCUCCGAAUCCAUUAGCGCCAAGUUGUCCCGAGAAGGCGGGGUCAACUCGUUGGCCGUCAGCGGCGAUCUCACGCUUCGCGUGUCCGACCCUAACUUGACAAAGAUCAAGCUCGCCCUCCACGCGGUUCCGUCGCAUGGCGCCCAGUUCCGCACCCAUCCUAACGUUGACCGCAACCUCUUCAAUAACUCCAAGACGAUUCAGAUGAGCAACGUUGCUCGCGGCUUCCCCGUCAACAACGCGGUUGGAGUUUUGCGUUGGAGAGCGUCGCCAAAGGUUGAUGACACAACCGCUUGCCCGAUCACAUUCACCGCUUGGAUCAACAACGACUCGGGCAAGUUCAAUAUCACGGUCGAGUACGAGCUGACUGGCGGAGAUGCAUUGCGAGAUGUCGCUGUCGUUAUUCCAUACGCGGCGAGCGAACCCGUCGUUUCCAGCUUUGACGCUGCGUACGAGGUCUCCGGCGAUGCUCUGGAGUGGAACGUGGGUACCGUCGACGACGAGAACCCUAGCGGCUCUUUUGAGUUUGAGGCCGAGAGCCUUGACGAGAAUGACUUCUUCCCUAUGACAAUCAGAUUCACCAAGACGACGCCAUAUGUGGAUGUUGAUGUAACUUCCGUACUGUUGAUGGAAGAGAACGAGGAGGUUACGUUUUCAAAAGAGAUCAAAUCGCAUGCGGAAAACUACUCUAUUGAAUGA
Messenger RNA from Drechmeria coniospora, 1539 nucleotides. RefSeq names its product Coatomer subunit delta. Bases 1 to 1539 code for a protein of 512 amino acids. Gene Ontology annotation, cellular component: COPI vesicle coat; cytosol. The record is from RefSeq and is a predicted model, not a curated record. Lineage: Eukaryota; Fungi; Ascomycota; Sordariomycetes; Hypocreales; Ophiocordycipitaceae. The transcript has 5 exons. Gene Ontology annotation, biological process: Golgi localization; endoplasmic reticulum to Golgi vesicle-mediated transport; retrograde vesicle-mediated transport, Golgi to endoplasmic reticulum.